Chaetomium globosum CBS 148.51 is the source of this 2964-nucleotide messenger RNA. RefSeq lists its product as uncharacterized. The coding region runs from base 1 to 2964 and encodes 987 amino acids. The record is from RefSeq and is a predicted model, not a curated record. Gene Ontology annotation, biological process: rRNA catabolic process. Gene Ontology annotation, molecular function: RNA binding; endonuclease activity; 3'-5'-RNA exonuclease activity. Gene Ontology annotation, cellular component: nuclear exosome (RNase complex); cytoplasmic exosome (RNase complex). The transcript has 2 exons. Lineage: Eukaryota; Fungi; Ascomycota; Sordariomycetes; Sordariales; Chaetomiaceae.
AUGGCGAGUCUCAAGAGAUCGGUCGAUUCGGACCCGUUCGCAGCCAACAUCUCGAGCAAAGUGUAUGUGAGAUCGACAAAGAGCGGCAAAGUUCAGAAGAUUGUUCGCGAGGUGUACCUCCGCCAAGACAUACCCUGCUCGUCGAAACUCUGCACAAGUUGUCUCGAUACCGCCCCAAGAGAUGCUGCAGGCCGACCAACCCCGUUUGUCCUCUCCGAGGCACCCGCCGGCACCAAUGUCUUCCGACAGGGCCACUACUUGGUACCAGAUACCAAUGCCUUCCUCACGGCCAUGGAUCUCUUCGAGCAGAGCUCGGCCUUCUACGAUGUAAUCGUGCUGCAGAUUGUUCUCGAGGAGCUCCGCAACCGCUCUCUACCGCUCUACAACCGUCUUAUCAGCCUAACCAAGAGUGAAGAGAAGCGUUUCUAUGUGUUCUUCAAUGAAUUCCGUCUGGAGACUCACGUCGCCCGCCUGGAGGGCGAGUCUGUCAACGACCGCAACGACCGUGCGGUCCGGAAGGCCGUGGCAUGGUAUGGCCAGCACUUGGCCCGGACAAAGGCAAAGCAAGUGCCCGCGGUGGUUAUGCUGAGUAACGAUCGGGAUAACCUCCGCAAGGCCAAGCAAGAAAAUAUCCCUGCGUGCUCACUCGCCGAGUAUGUCAAGCAACUCAAGGACGCCGACACGCUGCUGGACAUGAUUCCGGAGGAUCAGGACCAGGAGAUGAUCAAGGAGAAGCGCCCUGGCGAGCCUUUCUACCCGGAGUACUUUACCAUGUCUAAGAUGAUGACUGGUGUCAAGGCCGGCCUGCUUCACCAGGGCAUCUUUAACGUUUCGCCAUACAACUACCUCGAAGGCUCCAUCCGGGUUCCAGCAUUCCCCAAACCGUUGGUCAUUCUGGGGAGGGAAAAUAUCAACCGUGCCAUCGAUGGCGACGUAGUUGUUGUGGAGGUGUUGCCCAGGGACCAGUGGAAAGAGCCUUCCACUCAGGUGAUCGAAGAGGACGCCAUCACCAAAAACGAGAACGCGGAUGCCGAGGAGGCAGGGGACAUUGUCUCGGAAAAGGAGCGCAAAGCCCUGCAGGAGGAGGUGAAGCGGACACACAGCAAGACGACCGAAGGGCACGCUCAGCCCACUGCGAAGGUAGUCGGCGUGGUGAAGCGGAAUUGGCGCCAAUAUGUUGGCCAUAUCGAUCAGUCAUCCGUUAGCCAGUCGGCGCAACAAGGGCGGAAGCAGGAUACCGUUUUUGUUAUUCCCAUGGACAAGAAGAUCCCGAGGAUCCGUCUACGCACGCGUCAAGUGGCCGAGCUGGUGGGCAAACGCAUUCUUAUCACCAUCGAUGCAUGGGACCGCGGCUCCCGGCAUCCUACGGGCCAUUUCGUUCGGUCGCUCGGCGAGCUGGAAACCAAGGCGGCCGAGACAGAAGCGCUGCUUCUGGAGUAUGACGUACAGUACCGACCGUUCCCCAAGACGGUCCUUGAUUGUUUGCCGAAGGAGGGCCACGACUGGAAGGUGCCUGAGAGCAUGGAGGAUCCAGGGUGGAAAGAUAGGGAGGAUCUCCGAGGUCUCCUCAUCUGCAGUAUUGACCCUGUCGGCUGCCAGGAUAUUGAUGAUGCCCUCCAUUCUAGGCCACUCCCUAACGGGAAUACCGAGGUCGGGGUCCAUAUUGCCGAUGUCUCGCAUUUCGUCAAGCCGAACAACGCCAUGGAUGCCGAGGCAAGCAUCCGCGGUACCACCGUGUACAUGGUGGACAAGCGUAUCGACAUGCUUCCGAUGCUUUUGGGUACGGAUCUGUGCUCCUUGAAGCCCUACGUGGAGCGCUACGCCUUCUCCGUCCUCUGGGAGCUAUCACCCGACGCCGAUAUUGUCAACGUGAGGUUCACCAAGUCGGUCAUCAAGUCUCGCGAGGCAUUCAGCUACGAACAGGCGCAGCUCAGGGUCGACGACAGCUCGCAGAAUGACGAGCUCACCACGAGCAUCCGAACCCUGCUCGCGCUGUCCAAGAAGUUGAAACAAAAACGCCUGGACGCCGGCGCGCUAAGCCUGUCGUCGCCCGAGGUCAAGGUGCAGAUGGAGUCGGAGACCUCGGACCCAAUCGACGUGAAGACCAAGGUGCUCCUCGACACCAUGUCCCUGGUCGAAGAGUUCAUGCUUCUCGCCAACGUCAGCGUGGCCCGCAAGAUCCACGAAGCCUUCCCGCAGACGGCCAUCCUCCGCCGCCACGGCGCACCCCCCAAAACCAACUUCGACGAGCUCGCCAACCAGCUCCGCGCCAAGCGCGGCAUGGACUUGAGCGUCGAGUCAUCCCGCGCCCUCGCCGACAGCCUCGACGCAUGCGUGGACCCCAAGGAACCCUUCUUCAACACGCUCAUCCGCAUCAUGGCGACGCGCUGCAUGAUGGCGGCCGAGUACUUCUGCUCGGGCACGCAAGCCUACCCCGAGUUCCGCCACUACGGCCUGGCUAGCGAGAUCUACACGCACUUCACGUCCCCCAUCCGGCGGUACGCGGACCUGAUGGCGCACCGCCAACUGGCCGCCGCCAUCGGGUACGAGGCGAUCCACCCGACGACGCGCAGCCGCGGGCGGCUCGAGGCCGUGUGCAAGAACAUCAACGUGCGGCACCGCAACGCGCAGCUGGCCGGGCGCGCCAGCAUCGCCUACUACGUCGGGCAGGCCCUGCGCGGCAAGGCCACCACCGAGGAGGACGGCUUCGUGCUCAAGAUCUUCAGCAACGGCCUCGUCGUGCUCGUGCCCCGCUUCGGCAUCGAGGGCCUCAUCCGCCUGCGCGACCUCGCCGACCCGGAGCCGGCCGCCGAGUUCGACGCCGACUCGUACACCCUGCGCACGUCGGGCAGUCGGGAGCUGGAGGUCGAGUUGUUCCAGAAGGUGCGCGUGCGUGUGGCGGAUCAGAAGGAUGAGGCGACGGGUAAGCGGGGGGUCAAGAUGGAGUUGGUGAGCGUUUAUUGA